This is a messenger RNA of Mustela erminea (ermine), 7460 nucleotides long. RefSeq names its product F-box protein 41 (gene FBXO41). NCBI's taxonomy places the organism in Eukaryota, Metazoa, Chordata, Mammalia, Carnivora, Mustelidae. The transcript has 15 exons. The record is from RefSeq and is a predicted model, not a curated record. Bases 684 to 3299 code for a protein of 871 amino acids. Gene Ontology annotation, molecular function: protein binding.
UCCUAGCUGCCUCCCUCCCCCUUCUCUUCCUUUCCUCCGGCCGCGAGCCCCCUCCUCCUCCCUCCUCCUCCUCCUCCUCCUCCUCCUCCUCCUCCUCCUCCAUCCUUCCCCCACCCGGUUUGUGUGCCCCUCCCGCUGCGACUGGCUGGGAGGCUCGGCCGCCCCCGCCCCGAGAGGGAGGCGGGGGCGCAAGCCGCGGCGGCCACCCGAGGCUGCGGAGGGGAACGAGAUCCGAGGCCCCAGGGCGGCCCUGCAUCUGGACACGGCACGCGGGGACUGCCUGUGCACCCCCAGCCGAGGGCCGCGGGGCCUGGCCUCGCCGCGGGGUGGAGGAGCCCAGUGCCUCCGUUGGUGACUGUCCACGGCGAUCUGGCUGUGUGCUCCUCACUGCAUUGCUUUGCAUGGACACUUCCAGCUGCCUCCCCAUCCUCAGAACACCUCCUCCACCUGCUGGCAGAUGUCUCCCGAAACCACUGAGCUUAGAGCUUCGUUUCUUUGGCCUCUAACGCCAUCUAUUAACAUCCAAAUCUUCCUUCCCCGUUUCUCCUCCUUGCCCCUCGCCGUGGGCGCCCUGAGCCUUCCCGACCCCGCGGGGGGGCUCGCCCGCGGCCCCCCAUGAGCGCACCCGGCUGACCGGCGGGGCGGCCGCGGUGGAGCCCGGGCGCCACGGGGGCGGCGGGGCCAUGGCCUCGCUGGACCUGCCGUACCGCUGUCCCCGCUGCGGGGAGCACAAGCGCUUCCGGAGCCUGUCGUCGCUGCGUGCUCACCUGGAGUACAGCCACACGUACGAGACGCUCUACAUCCUCUCCAAGACCAACAGCAUCUGCGACGGCGCCGCCGCUGCCGCUGCCGCCGCCGCCGCCGCCUCCGGCUUCCCGCUGACGCCCGAGCCCGCCGCCCUGCUGGCCGUGCCCGGCGCCCGGCGCGAGGUCUUCGAGAGCACGUCCUUCCAGGGCAAGGAGCAGGCGGCCGGGCCGUCGCCCGCCGCGCCGCACCUGCUGCACCACCACCACCACCACGCGCCCCUCGCCCACUUCGCGGGCGACCUGGUGCCAGCCAGCCUGCCGUGCGAGGAGCUGGCCGAGCCGGGCCUCGUGCCCGCCGCCGCCGCACGCUACGCGCUGCGCGAGAUCGAGAUCCCGCUGGGGGAGCUGUUCGCGCGCAAGUCCGUGGCCUCCUCCGCGUGUUCGACGCCGCCGCCCGGGCCGGGCCCGGGGCCCGCCUCCGCCUCGCCCGCGUCCCCCUCGCCAGCUGAUGUGGCUUACGAGGAGGGCCUGGCGCGCCUCAAGAUCCGCGCGCUGGAGAAGCUGGAGGUGGACCGGCGGCUGGAGCGGCUGAGCGAGGAGGUGGAGCAGAAGAUCGCUGGCCAGGUGGGUCGGCUGCAGGCCGAGCUGGAGCGCAAGGCGGCGGAGCUGGAGACGGCGCGGCAGGAGAGCGCGCGGCUGGGGCGCGAGAAGGAGGAGCUGGAGGAGCGGGCGUCCGAGCUCUCGCGCCAGGUGGACGUGAGUGUGGAGCUGCUGGCCUCGCUCAAGCAGGACCUGGUGCACAAGGAACAGGAGCUGAGCCGCAAGCAGCAGGAGGUGGUGCAGAUCGACCAGUUCCUGAAGGAGACGGCGGCGAGGGAGGCCAGUGCCAAGCUGCGGCUGCAGCAGUUCAUCGAGGAGCUUCUGGAGCGUGCCGACCGCGCCGAGCGGCAGCUGCAGGUCAUCAGCAGCAGCUGUGGGAGCACACCGAGUGCCAGCCUGGGUCGCGGAGGGGGAGGAGGGGGCGCUGGGCCUGGUCCCCGGGGCCCCGGCAGAAUGCGAGAACACCACGCAGGCCCAGCCAUGCCUAGCACAUACGCCGUGUCGAGGCAUGGCUCCUCUCCCAGCACAGGGGCCUCCAGCCGUGUCCCUGCUGCGUCCCAGAGCUCAGGCUGCUAUGACAGUGACAGUCUGGAGCUACCCCGGCCAGAAGAGGGGGCCCCCGAGGACAGUGGCCCUGGGGGCUUGGGCACACGGGCCCAGGCUGCCAACGGUGGCUCGGAGCGCACCCAGGCCCCUCGCAGCUCAGGCCUGCGGCGUCAGGCCAUCCAGAACUGGCAGCGCAGACCCCGCCGACACAGCACGGAGGGGGAGGAGGGUGAUGUCUCAGACGUGGGCUCGAGAACCACCGAGUCAGAGGCUGAGGGCCCCUCAGAGGUCCCCCGCCCUGGGCCUGCUCUGGCUGGGCCACUGAGCAGCUGCCGGCUCUCAGCCCGCCCUGAGGGAGGCAGUGGGCGGGGUCGGCGGGCUGAGAGGGGCAGCCCCUCCCGCUCCAACGAGGUCAUCAGCCCAGAGAUCCUCAAGAUGCGCGCUGCCCUGUUCUGCAUCUUCACCUACCUGGACACACGCACGCUGCUGCACGCUGCUGAGGUCUGCCGGGACUGGCGCUUCGUGGCUCGCCACCCCGCGGUCUGGACCCGGGUGCUGCUCGAGAACGCCCGCGUCUGUUCCAAGUUCCUGGCCAUGCUGGCUCAGUGGUGCACCCAGGCCCACUCCCUGACGCUGCAGAACUUGAAGCCCCGGCAGCGGGGCAAGAAGGAGAGCAAGGAAGAGUAUGCUCGAAGCACCCGGGGCUGCCUGGAAGCAGGGCUGGAGUCCCUGUUGAAGGCUGCAGGGGGGAACCUGCUGAUUCUGCGCAUCUCACACUGUCCCAACAUUCUCACGGACCGCUCCCUCUGGCUGGCCAGCUGCUACUGCCGUGCCCUGCAGGCCGUCACCUACAGGAGCGCCACAGACCCCGUGGGCCAUGAGGUCAUUUGGGCCCUGGGCGCAGGUUGCAGAGAGAUUGUCUCCCUCCAGGUGGCGCCACUUCACCCUUGCCAGCAGCCCACGCGCUUCAGUAACCGCUGCCUGCAGAUGAUUGGUCGCUGUUGGCCGCACCUUCGGGCCCUGGGGGUUGGGGGUGCUGGCUGUGGGGUACAGGGCCUGGCGUCACUUGCAAGAAACUGCAUGCGGCUGCAGGUCCUGGAGCUGGACCAUGUGUCAGAGAUCACCCAGGAGGUGGCCGCUGAGGUCUGCCGGGAAGGCCUGAAGGGACUGGAGAUGUUGGUGCUCACGGCCACCCCUGUCACCCCCAAGGCCCUGCUGCAUUUCAACAGCAUUUGCCGGAACCUCAAGUCCAUUGUGGUCCAGAUAGGGAUUGCCGAUUAUUUCAAAGAACCCAGCAGUCCUGAGGCCCAGAAGCUGUUUGAGGACAUGGUGACAAAACUUCAGGCCCUACGACGGAGGCCCGGCUUCUCUAAGAUCCUGCACAUCAAGGUGGACGGUGGCUGCUAACCCGGGUCGGGGGCGGCAGGGCCUCUGCCAGCCCCACACUAGGGCACUCUCUUUGGACCUCCAGAGGGACCCUGAUUGGACUAGACCUUUGGAGGCCUGGUGUUAUCCCUGGCUUCCAGGGAAGGGUUGAGUUUCCUGUUCUUCUCCUGGGACCGUGGAGCAACAGGCCUGACCCUGGGCACUGCCUCUUUAGGGCAGGGGCUUGGACAGAAGUUGCCCUCCGACCCCUGCUCCACCUCCCAACUGGGGCAUCCUUCUGGGCACAGCCAGCAAGGAGCUGAGUCACCACCAGCACCUGGUGUCAUUGCCCUCAGGACCUGCAGUUAACCACGGAGUGGCUCCUUGGUUGCUCAGGCUAUUGGGGCAGGGCCCCCCCCCCCACCUUUCUUUCCGGUCAGGGGGCUCCACUGGGCCCUAGCCAGAGUGGGCUCCCCAAAGCAGCUCAGACUUGGCAAGGAGGGCUCCUUUCCUCGUCCUGCCCUGUUCCAGCUCUCUGUGGGGCAUGCCCUUCAGACAUCCUUCCUAGGCUCCGUGUCCACAUUCCCCAGGGAUAACCCAGAUAGGCCUAUGGCUCUGGGAAUCUGGUCACCCAAAAGUGGGGAGCAGGGGAAGAGCGAGGUAGUGGGAAUGGGCUUGGAAUGGCAAAACAUUCAUCUAGAACUUUUCCCCAGGAUAUUGAAACCACCACUCCCAAAGGGGGGAAAUUGCCAAGUAGAGAAAACUUAGUUUUUACUGCUGUAGAAACAAGACCUUUCCUCCCAGCCAUCGCAUACCCUCAUGACACACCAGAGCUAAAUUCAGAGCUAAAAGGUGCAUGUUUCUAUACCUUCCUCCAAUCCCGAGCCUCUGGAGGGGUAAGGCCCUAGCUCUGGGAAACCUUAGCAGCACUGAGCAGCAGCUCCUGUCCUCAAGAAAUGUUUUUCUGGUGCUUGGGCAGGAACAAAAUGGCCUCUGGGUCCCCAGUGCUGUGGGUGGGAGGGAGUCACUGGGCUGCCUUCUGUGCUGGGGCCCGGAGGAAGCCAGGAGGAGGGAAUUUUGGUUCGUUUCCUUGUCCGGCUAGCUUGCUUGAAGACAUGGCCUUGGUAGGGAACCAGACCCAUGGAGCGAAGGACGAGAAGAGCAGCCUCAUCAGACUUGCCUCCCUCCACAGUCUUCACGGGCCCCAUGGGCUGUGGGCUCUGCUGGAGUGCUGGGGCCCGAGCCAGAGCCACUUGGCUUGGAAACCACAGAAUGCAAAUGGGGGUUUUUUUAUUGACUCUUGCACAGUUCUGGUAAGACCAGGUUCUGACACUAAGGCUCCAAAGACUCAGGUCUCCCCAGUUCUCCUCUCAGAACUCCCCUAGUGGUGGAGAGGCCUUGGGUUCUGCUAACAUUCACUUGGGAAGUUCUUUCAAACAUUAACCUCAAUCCAUCUUAGGGUUUCCUUCUUUCCCAUACAGGAGCCAGCUCUGCCCUAACCAUUAGGAUGCCGGUCCUGGCUGGGGCCUGGGCUUCUUUAGUUUCUCAGUCCUUUCCAGGGACCUCUCUGCUACAGCCUGGCUUGGACAUCAGGACCCAGCCCCGGCCGGGUUACCCUGUACGGAGCCCUGCAGAUCUGGGACCCCACAGCCUCAGUAUCCAGCUCCCCCGGCUCCACACCCAGCUCCGUCCCUGCUCCUGUUGAUUUUUCCUCCCAUGGCUUAUUCUGCCCUGCCCUUGGAAGACCCCCAAAUACCAAGGGUGUCUGUCAUAUUGGCAACUCGCUGUCCAGUCCUGCACGAAGCCUUGGCCGUGUGGCACCCCCGAUUCCAGAGCAGCUGGCCACACUGUCUCCCACCUGCCUGGCCCCGUCUCCAGGAGUUGCAGGAAGCACAACGUUUCUGUCCUCCAGGGGCUUGUGAAGGGCUAUGGGGGUGCCCUGGUUGCAUCUGUUUUGCCUUGCCAACUGUACCCCCUGUAGCUUCUGCUCGAGACCCUAGGACCAGAGGUGCUGCUCUCCCCAUCUCCUGGACAAAGCACAAAGGGAUGCCCUGCUUGGCCAGAGCCUGCCUUACUGAGGGAUUUUUUCUGCCCCAUGAAGCUUCCAUCCCUGAAUACAAGACUUUGGGUAAUGUCUCCCCGGGUGGGUGCCCUCUGGAAUGUCUGGCAUCAGUCCUGGAAAAGGAGGUCGGGGUGCACGGGCAGGGAGCUAGAGUGGGAGCAAGGCAGUGCUGAAAGGGUUGAUUCUAGGAGUAGGUUCAUUUACCCAUUCAUUCAUUCGUGCAACAGCCCUGAGCACCACCAGCAUUGGGGGCAGAAAAGUAAAUAGGCCACCCCAUUCCCAUCCCCCAGCUCCGCUAGGAGGAAGUUUGGCUAGCAAGUCCCCACCUUGUAUCUCCCAGCUGAGUGUGAUGGGGGUACAGAACCUAUGGUUCUGUAUGGUUCAUUAGCCCCUGGUCCUGCCAACAGGAACGAUGGGUCAUAGCGUGUCCCGCCGCACAGCUGCUCCGGGGCUCACAGACUCAUGCAGGUUGGACUUCAUGCAUGCUGAGAAGUGGCAGGGCGCUGGGCCCUCGUCCCCUGGCUUGAAGCUAUUUUUUUGACUCUCGGGGAUGAGCCCUGCUGCUGUACGGGGAGCCUGUUUGCAGAGAUGCUCCAUUUGGUCACUUCGGCAACCACAGAGCACGGCUGAGGACAGGCAACAGGGAUGGAGGGUCUGGCCACUCCUGGAGCGCUGGUCCUUCACUCACUCAAAGGAGAAUCCUCCAUAUCUCACACCUAUCACACCUAGUAAGAUGCAAAGGGGGAGGAACAUCAGAGCGAGGAAAUCGAGGCAGGACAUGCUCCAGGGCUCCCAGGCACGUGUAGAGGUUCCACAGGCUCCAGCACUCGGGUGUCCCUACACCUGUCCCUGCCACGUGGCCUGGACCCAGCAACACAGAGGAGGCUUGCCACUCAGCUUGAGCGCUUUGUCAGGCUUUGGGCUGCCUCCCCGUGGCACUAGCAGGGAACAAAGGUGGUGCUGUAUGUACCUGACCCCUGGGAGAGAGGAAGGGUGCUGCCCAGAAUUGUGGCUUUCCACUGGCCAAGAAACCACCUCAGGACCAAGGCAGCCCAGGAUUUCCUGGUCCUGUUAGAGUGGUUUGAGGGAGCCCCUCAAGAAAUGCUGCAAAAACAAAAAGCCACCUCCCUCCCAAAGCCUGCUGCUCCAAGGUUUGGCUCCAUCCUUUGCCUUUGGGCCCCUACCUGUUCCCCUGGUCCUUUGGACUAUGGGGGUGGGGAGAAGCUGCCCAGGCCCUAAUCCCUUUAAGGCGCUAGGCUGAAGACCUUCCCAGAGUGCCAAAGACCCAAUUCCUGGUGGACAGCAGAAAUGGUGAGUGGGGACAGGGCUUACCUGCCCAGAGGAGUUAACUCAAAUUGAUGCCAUCUGUCCAGCCUAUUGGUUCCUCCCCCAGGGGCCUGGCACUUCUCUCUUUAACCCUGGUGGUCAUGCUUUCUCACCCAGCCUUGUUCCAGGCCUGCAUUUCUGUAUAUACUGCUGUGUGUUGUGUGUAUGUAUUUAUUCCUGGACAAGUGUAUUCAUCUGCAGCUUCUGCCUGAGGAUAAGGUUUAGGAUUGGGUGAAGACCGGAAUACCAGGGCCAACUAAGGCAACCAGCUCCUAUUCCUUCCCCAACACCCCGGGACCCCAGCCAGUCCCAAGACUGCCCUGACAAUCAGGCAGGCUUCCCCACCAUGAGUCCAAGCCUCAGUUCUGCCCCGGCAGGGUCCUGCAUUCAAGUGCAGAGGCCUGAGGCGACCUUGGCUUGCCUCGUGACUGGCACCAGAAGGCUUGGCUCUAGUGGGCACUGCUAGUGGGGCCCUCCACGAGUGGCCCCCAGGCCUGCCUUCCCUGCACGGCCAGGCUGCGAUGGGCCUGAACCGUGAGCGGAGCUCCCCCGACCCCAAGCACAGCAGGCGGAGGCGGAGAGCGUUUUUUUGGUUUUGUUUCUGAAGUGGUGCCUGUACCUCCAGCCCCCAGGGGGCCUUCCCUGGCCCCACUUCUCUGCCCGCCCCCCAGGCAUCACCAUCCCAGCACUUUGCUCCACGUCACCCAUAGGUGCCCUCUGCCGAAUGUACCUGAGUGUAUGUAUUUAAAAGGACUGGUGGGCAUCAGAGAAUUUAUGACUUUGUAUCCAAUAAAAGAUGGUGAAACUGGACUAUC